UUAGCAUAGAAUUUAAUAAGCCUUUGCGCUUGCUGAAAAGAUAGCAUUGACUUGAAUUACCAAUUACCGUCGUUUUUUCUGUUAUUGUCUCAGUUAAAAUCGUGCAAACAAGUUAUUCCUAAUGUUCCAUUACGUAACGAAAGUAGACUGCAUUCACCAUUGAAGCUUAAUUUCUAAAAUUACACACGCACACGCGAACCUCAUUGAGCAGUAUAUUUAACAAAGUUUGCGUCAUUUAUAAAAUUUAUGAAAACUUUUUAGCACUGAAAAACCAUCGCAUUAUCGUUGCUUUAUGUUUGUCAGUCAUUUCUCUGUGAACAAACUACUCAAAUAUGCCAUUAUAAAUUUUAAUCUUAACACUGAAUCAAACAAUUUAACUGUUUGCCGCAAAUAAUAACAUCUACUUGACAAACUGAAGGGUUGGCAAUUGUUACCUAAAUCCACUGUCUGCACAUUUGCUGCUCAACCUAUACUUUACCACAGCGACUGCGGAACUAAGAAGAGACAACAACGUGGAUACGGUUAGCGUCACGGUCAGUACACUUGUCCAUGUAAAAUCACAGACUGCUUUCAUGAUGAUUAUUAAACCGUUAUACUCCUAAAAACAUCAACAACUGAAAUAAUUCAACCGUCGCUAUAACAUAAGGGAGUAUCAAGACGAUGGACACUUUUUGGUUACAGAAAAUUUUUAUAUAGAAAAAAUAAUACAAUCCAGCCGUUGAAUCAACCAUUGAUAAAUUCAAUUUCAAACUGGAGGAAGAUUUACGAAUUAUAAAACUUGCAAAUGAAGUCAUUUAAAUUUACCAUUUUUAAUAUUUUAUUCAGUUCAUUCAUUUCAAAACGCAAAUACUAAUUACCCCCCCCCCCCCUUCCCCUAUCAAGAAAGGGGAAAUAAUUAAUCAAGUAAAUUAAGUAAGUCGAAAUUUCGACCGAUCAGAAUGCAGCAAAAUUUAACUUACUCCACAAAGCCCCCUGAAUUCGAAUAUAUAAAUAAUAAUUGAUAAAAUUAAAAACUAGCCAGCCAAUGGACACGAAAUAUUUUUUUCUAUAACUAUUAACACUUGCAAACGAUAAUCAUUUCCAUUUAAAAUAUAGUUGAUAUCUUGAAAUAUAGAUAUUUACAUGAAAUUAAAUGAAUUAAGUCAGUGGCAUGUGAACAACUAAAACACGCAUUAAUAGAGAAGUUAUGGACUUGUUUUAUUCUAUUCGAUAAAUUAAAUCAUUGUUAAUUUAAAAUUAAUUAAAUAAGUAAUUGAAACAAAUACACUAAAGCGUGCAUACUGGUCAUACAACGCACGCACGAACUGGUCCCGCAUCAAGAGCAUCCUCCGCCAAGUUUAUGUGUCAAAGGUCAGUCUGCUGCCAAGCUACGUGGUCGAGUUCUUGUGGCAGCUAAUUUGGAGAUAACCUUUGGAAAGUCGAGCAUGAAGUUAGAAGCUUAGUUCAGAUAGUCAAUUUUUGUUGACCCGUCCCAAUUCUACUUGGAUUUCAUAUUUACAAAAUUCUGUUAGCUUAUUAGGCCCAUAUUUAUAUCAGCUGUAACGCCGAAGGCCGAUUUCAGACUCGAGCAUGUCGCAUCAAAUAUAUUAGCAGCGAAUUUGUCUCCACAAUUCAUUUUCAUACCAAAAAAAAUAAUUAUGACUCGAAAUUUUUAAUAUCCAUUCAUUUACUUUCAUUCGCUGCUUACUUUUGAUCAGAGAAAAAAGCUGCAAAUUCUUUUUUCUCUGAUAAAAAAAUGGUUUGCACAGAAAAUCUUCUGAAGUACUACCGGUUGCCAGAAAAAGCUCUGAGCUAUAUUUUCUACAAAAACGGCUAUUUUGUCGCAUCUAAACCCUGGCUAUUCAUAGUAGGAAGCAUAGUUCUAUUCCUCAUAACUGGCUCAGGAAUGUUCCGGAUGCAAGCGGAAAAGCCCGAGGAUGUCUGGAACCUCUAUUUUCCGGAGGGCAAUCCAGCAUCAGAAGGAUACAUGAAGCUCAGCAAUGACUUCCCCUCUCAUAGUGGCGACAACUACUGGCCUUUCCAGGACACCGGAGAAAUGGUGUCGCUAAACGCGCUGUUUUUAAUCGAAGCCGAUAAGAGCAAUCUUUCAGAAGUUAUCAGAAGCGUACGGCAAAGCUGCGAGCUCGUCAAAUCAUUCUCGGCCAAAAUUAACGGCAAAGAUUACAUGUACAGAAACGUUUGUGCUAUGCAACCUGAUUUCAUCGGACAUUUCUGUACGUUUCCCACAAUUUGCGAGGACCUCGAGCGCAAACCGAACGUGCUAUGCGACGAAAACAUCUACAAACUGGAAGCUAACUUUGUAUACGACCACACGGUGUUAAUUGAUUCACAUAAAUGCGAGCCACUACGGGAAAUUGUUGCAACUCCAGCUAUACGGUUGAAUUGGUUCUUCAAUAAAGACACCUUACCGAAGCGACGGCUGUCAGAGGAUUAUAUUCGUCAAGUUUUCAACGAUUUAUACGAGAAGUCGCAAAAAGAGUUCCGAGGAACUGUCUAUCUCUUCUCUACGGUGGUUCAAUUUGAUGAGUACCAUUCCAUUGUGCAAAGUGACUCGCCUUUUAUGGGCGUGACCAUCGGCAUGAUGACAGUAUUUUCUAUCUUGGUAUCCUUGAAGGUUCCGGGCUUUCUCAACAGCCGUUCCAUUCUAGCUCUUGCCGGAGUUGUGGCCACGUGUUUUGCUAUCGGCUCAACAUUGGGAGUUUUGGCGUUACUCGGGAUUCCUUUUAUAGAAGUGGCAUUCUUGACUCCGUUCAUAAUGCUUGGCAUUGGAAUUGACUCGACCUUCGUUCUGAUGUUUACAUGGGCAAAACAACAGCAACAGCUGCUCGAAACCCUUUUGGACCAUUCGAAUACUGGCUCCCACUGCUCGACUAAUGAGAAGCUAGAAUACGGGCAUCUGGUAUUUGCCACAGAUAGCACCCAGGAGUCGUUGGGUUUGAAGAAACCUCAGCUGAAGGACUUGGGUGUAAGAAUCUGCGUGGGGGUGACGCUUAAGAAGGCAAUGAUCUCCAUCUUCAUAUCCUCCAUAACCUCUUUCAUCGCAUUCCUCGUGGGCUCAUUCACGCCUUACAGGGCAGUCAACAUCACGUGCUAUCAUUUGGCGGUGUUUACCGUUUUUCUGAUGGUCUAUGAGACAACUUUCUUCACUGCUAGUCUUGCAAUACACCAUAAGCGAGUCAUCAAUAGCUUCAAUCCAUUGUUGAGCCAUGAUAACAAAAAAGAAUCUAACGGAACACACGAUAUGAUCGAACCCAACGGAAUCAGCGUACCGUCUAAACAGCCCCAGUUCGAACCCCUGCCUGGAAACUGCGACAAUAUCGAUGACGUUGCUCAUAAGCAUGUAUUGUCUGAAGAUGGUGUACGUCAAGUAAAUGACGGGGCUCUUCGGGUAAAUGUGGCUGAUCACUUCAACAGACUGGAGCUACUGGUCAAAAAGUGGAUGCCUAAAAUUGUGCUGCACAAUGUCGUAAGAGUAGGAGCAUCUGUAUUCGUCGUCGCAUUACUCGCGCUGUCAACUUACCAGGUCGUGAAUAUGAAGCAGUAUUUCAACGAGAUAGAGUACCAGCCAGACAACUCGAGGAUCCUGGACUACUACACCACUUCCCGGAAGUACUACCGUGACCCCAUCAUGGUCAGUUUGGUCAUAGACGAAGAGGUGCCCUACUGGAACAACAGCCAGCUUGACAAACUGCAGCAUGUAUACUCGAAGCUUGCAGCUCAAGACUUCAGCGACAAAGAAAUAAACAGUCGAAUGCUUCCGUGGUUCGUAAUGGUGAACGAGAGUCUGCGCGCAGUGAACAACCAAGCAAGUUUUCGCCGAAAAGUGCGCCAACUUGAAAUGAUCUACUCGAAAACACCCUAUAUCAAUAACUGGGUUGUAAGCGAACAGUACGAUCUGAUAAAAACCCGCUUUUUCCUUGCUUUGAAACCAGUACAGGAGAAAAAUCUGGACCGAACUAAGCAUAUAAUUAGUAAAAUCAAGGAAAUUACCUCUGAUUAUGACUAUAAAUUGUAUUUCACGUCCCGCGAGCUGAUGUUGUGGGAGCGAAACAGCCACAUGCGACAAUCAACUUGGAUCACAAUUUUGAUCGCUCUUUCGAGCUGCAUUGCUGUCACUAUCUUUCUCCUGCCCCAUCCCGUGGUAUUCAUAACUGUCAGUUUAUGCGGGGGGUUCACCAUGAUCAGCACCCUAGGUUGUAUGGCCAUGUAUGGCAUCGAGUACAGCUUAUGCACAUACAUUAUAGUGCUACUCAUGAUUGGGCUAUGUAUCGACUACAUAUCACACACAGGACAUGCUUAUAUUGUUCACAUGGGCGACAGCAGAAUGGAAACUACGAAAAGAGCCCUCGAAAACAUAGGUGUGCCUCUUUUCAAUGCCGCCUUGAGUAGCAUAAUCAGCGUAUCCAUGCUCGGUUUCUCAUACUCGAACAUGAUGCGCCGCCUUUUUGUCAGUAUUGUGCUUCUGUUCGGUUUUAGUUUUUUCUAUGGCGUCAUUUUUCUGCCAAUUGUUCUCAGUGUUUUCGGCCCCAGAAAGAAAAAGUGCAACAAAAGUCAGGCCGCUAAAAACGGCACGGCAUCUCUUCAAAAAGUUAGCUCGAAAUCUCCACUUCGAAUGGGAAAGCUGGCUGCCACUGAAAAGAAAAGCUCAAUUUCCUCAAUAUCACAGAAAGUGGGAUUUGAGAGCGAGCGUUUAAUGGUGCUAAAUGGGAAAUCGGUUAAGGAGCAGGACCAAAAUCAGAAUGAACCAAUCAUCACUAAACCUUGAAGGAACCGGAAUGAAACUAACAAUUGAAGCACGAAAUGAAGCUGACAAUUCAUAAUUAAAGAAAGACACUUUUUCUUUUGACAAUAAUUCCAAUGUAUGAUCGACCUUAUCGAAUUUAUUAGUCUCAGUCUUUCGUGUCCAUAUUUAAAAGUGAAAAAUGUCCUGUAAAUGCGAUUUAGUCUCCCAAAUUGUUUUCCAUAUCAGAUAAAUUAAGU
Molecule: messenger RNA, 4980 nt
Organism: Symsagittifera roscoffensis
Lineage: Eukaryota; Metazoa; Xenacoelomorpha; Acoela; Convolutidae
Product: patched domain-containing protein 3-like
Exons: 8
Coding region: 1736-4765 (1009 amino acids)
Cellular component (GO): membrane
Source: RefSeq, a predicted model, not a curated record